Lachnellula hyalina is the source of this 705-nucleotide messenger RNA. It is a transcript of the gene cys-3, whose product is annotated as Regulatory protein cys-3. Gene Ontology annotation, molecular function: DNA-binding transcription activator activity, RNA polymerase II-specific; RNA polymerase II transcription regulatory region sequence-specific DNA binding. Gene Ontology annotation, cellular component: nucleus. The transcript is spliced from 3 exons. Lineage: Eukaryota; Fungi; Ascomycota; Leotiomycetes; Helotiales; Lachnaceae. Bases 1 to 705 code for a protein of 234 amino acids. The record is from RefSeq and is a predicted model, not a curated record. Gene Ontology annotation, biological process: regulation of transcription by RNA polymerase II.
AUGGCUUACAAUGGAAGGCGGGGUCCCAAUGUCUCGGAGUACAUCGCGAACCUCAAUGCGAUUCCUUCGGCGCAAGACAUCGAGAACUCCCAGGGCGACUUCGAUCUGGACGAAGACCUGGCUAUGUUCACGAACACGCAAUUUUUCGACUCGGAUCUGAACCAGUUUGCCGACCUACAACCUACGGAUUUUGGUGACGGACACGGCCGUGCUUCUAUUGCGGGAGAAGUCUCUGACAUGAAGUCGAUGGAUUUUGAUAUACCAGGAGAUUUCAAUUUCCCCGAUUUCGGUAGCUUCGCUGCCCCCUCUACCUUUGGUGCCGACCCCGCGUCCAUACAAACAACUACCAUUCCCCCCUACACCGACGCUUCGUCUCCCACCGCCGGUCCAUCCCCGUCUAUUUCCGGCGAACAUAAACGUAAAGCUUCCUCGUCCGACGCGCCCGACUUUGAAGAAGCAUCUCGCCAGGCAGCUGAAGAAGACAAGCGCCGUCGCAACACCGCUGCCAGCGCCCGUUUCCGUGUGAAGAAGAAGCAGCGCGAGGCAGCUCUCGAGCGCAGCGCGAAGGACAUGUCCGACAAAAAUCUCAUCACGGAGAAGAAUGAGAGCAAUGAGGAUAUUGCGGCGCUGUGGAAGAAAUAUAACCGCGAGAGUGCCGAGAGGAAAGGCUCUCAGCGCAAGGACGGUGUCGGAACAAAGGCUUAG